UGAAACAAUUGUCUGCUAGGAAUUGGGUCUGUUUAUCAGCUGAUGGCUGCAAUCUUACGAAGUAUAAACUGGCUUUUGUACUAUUAAGUUUAGAAAUGAAGUUAGCUUUAAUCCAAUGUGCUGUUUCUCCUAAUAAAGAGAACAAUUUAGAAAGAGCUUGUACCCUUAUCAAAAAGGCUGCACAAAAUGGAGCAAACCUUGUUUGCUUACCUGAAUGCUUUAAUGCACCCUAUGGUGUGAAAUAUUUUAAUCAAUAUGCAGAAUCCAUUCCUGGAUGUACUAGUGAAAUGCUGUCAAAAAAUGCCAAAGAAAACGAUAUUUAUUUAAUCGGAGGUACCUUUCCUGAAAGGGAUGGUGACAAAUUAUUCAAUACAUGUUUGGCUUAUGGACCAGAUGGCAGUUUAUUAGCAAAACAUCGUAAAGUUCAUCUUUUUGAUAUUGACAUUCCUGGGAAAAUUACAUUCAAAGAAUCUGAUGCUUUGGCACCUGGAAAUUCACUUACCAUGUUUACUAUGGGCAAAUGGAAAGUAGGUUUAGGCAUCUGUUACGACAUUAGAUUUCCUCUCAUGGCAAAUAUAUAUGCAGAAAAAGGUUGUAAUCUUUUAGUUUAUCCUGGAGCUUUUAAUAUGACUACAGGUCCUGCACACUGGGAAUUGUUACAAAGAGCUCGAGCUGUGGAUAAUCAAUUAUAUGUUGCUACUAUUUCACCAGCCAGAGAUGAAAGUGCAUCAUAUAAUGCAUGGGGACAUAGUACACUAGUCAAUCCAUGGGGAAGUGUUGUCACCACUACAGAUGAAAAAGAGUCGAUUGUUUAUGGGGAAAUAGAUAUAGCAAAAGUGGAUGAAGUGAGAGAACAGAUUCCAAUAUUACAUCAGAAAAGGAAAGAUUUAUAUCAUAUUGAAUAUAAGCCUUUUGAUAGUUAAUUGUAAAAUGUUCCUAUAUAAAAAUUUGAUACAUUUUAUAUCAGAUUUCUCUAUUGCUUUUAUAAUUAAAUUGUCAAACCAAAAGAAAAGAAUUUAUAUAUAUUAAUAAUAUUUUAACAGUUGUUAUUUUAUCUGAGAUUUUUUUCGUCAUUGGUUAUGUAUUGUAUGUAAGAAGUUGAAAAUAAAUUAAUGUUGUUUUUG
Argiope bruennichi is the source of this 1124-nucleotide messenger RNA. Its product is annotated as omega-amidase NIT2-like. Gene Ontology annotation, molecular function: omega-amidase activity. The record is from RefSeq and is a predicted model, not a curated record. NCBI's taxonomy places the organism in Eukaryota, Metazoa, Arthropoda, Arachnida, Araneae, Araneidae. Gene Ontology annotation, cellular component: mitochondrion. The transcript is spliced from 9 exons. Gene Ontology annotation, biological process: L-glutamine metabolic process; oxaloacetate metabolic process. The coding region runs from base 96 to 923 and encodes 275 amino acids.